CGGUAAGUUUUAAAAAAAUCGUGGUGGAUGACCAGCGAGCCGUAGCCGGACAGUGACAAAACCAGAGCAGGCAGCGACUCCUGUCCAACCAUGCGGUCUGUCACCAACUCGACCAUGGUGACAUACUUUGUUUGUUCUCUUCAUUGGCACCUCCUGCUCUAUCAGUCUAAUCAUCAGCAGCUAACACCCGGCUGACAGAGGUGCACAGCUGGAAUACUCUGCAGUAUCAGCACAUCAGUGCUGAGGAGAAGACUGCUGCUAUCGAGGCACGUAGGUAUGUGCCUGAGAACAACCUGGCCCUAGGUCUGGAGCGAUGGGGCGACAAGCUCUUCAUCUCCGUCCCUAGGUUCAAACCCGGCGUAUACUCCACCCUCAACUACAUCCAGCUGGACUCCAAGAACAGCAACAGCACUAAGUCUCCGGAACUAAUUCCUUAUCCAAACCUCGAGAUGAACACCCUAGGAGAGAACCGAGGAUGGCCACCCAAGCUUGUCUCCGUGUGUCGUAUCCGCGCCGAUACUUGUGACCGUCUCUGGGCCAUUGACUCCGGCACUAUCGACCUCGCCACGCAGCCUAAGCAGAUCUCGCCUCCCAAGAUCAUGGUGUUCGACCUUAAGAGCGACCAGCUCCUGUUCUCCUACCCUCUCAAGGACAAGACCGAUUAUAACGAGAAGUCUCUUUUCCCCACCAUCACAGUGGAUGUGACUUCCGCCAACUGCGACCACGCCUUCGCUUACCUUCCCGACGUCUACAACUACAACCUGGUCGUGUACAGCAUGCAGACCAACGAUACGCACACUGUCACCCAUAACUAUUUCCACUUCGAUCCCUUAGCCGGGGACUUCUCUAACAGCGGGUUCCACUGGCAAUGGCAGGAUGGAGUCUUCGGACUAGCACUCUCACCCGUGGACCGAGAGGGGUUCCGGAUCGUGUACUUCCACGCUCUGGCCUCAACGAUGGAGUUCGCCAUUUCGUCCAAGUACCUUCAGAACUCGACGCUGGUGCGGGACAACGCUCGGGCGUUCAAGGUGUUGGGUAACCGAGGAGUCAACGGUCAGUCUUCCGCCUCCUUCUUGGACGAGGAGACCGGUGUGCUCUUUUACACCUUGAUCAAUCGCAACGCAGUCGGCUGCUGGAACACAUUCAAGGGCGAAGAGUACGAGACGAAGAAUCUGGGAGUGGUUGCGGAGGACGAAGAGACCAUGACGUUUCCGAAUGACUUAAAGGUCGACAAGAAGGGGACACUGUGGGUCCUCAGCACCCCGCUGCCAGAAUUCUUCUUCAGUAACCUCAAUUCCAAGAACACCAACUUCCGGAUCUUCACAGCGCCCGUCCGUCAAGCCAUCAAGGGCACCGUGUGUGAUGAGAUAUAAAACUCAUCUUUCAAUUUAUGUACAAAUACUGUCAGGUGAUUAAAGUCUUGCAAAUGCUCAUCUAGUUUCCUUCCCACAAGCAGAUGAUUUGAUUGAUUUGUUA
Molecule: messenger RNA, 1476 nt
Organism: Homalodisca vitripennis (glassy-winged sharpshooter)
Lineage: Eukaryota; Metazoa; Arthropoda; Insecta; Hemiptera; Cicadellidae
Product: L-dopachrome tautomerase yellow-f2-like
Exons: 6
Coding region: 450-1373 (307 amino acids)
Cellular component (GO): extracellular region
Source: RefSeq, a predicted model, not a curated record